This is a messenger RNA of Coccidioides posadasii C735 delta SOWgp, 1822 nucleotides long. Lineage: Eukaryota; Fungi; Ascomycota; Eurotiomycetes; Onygenales; Onygenaceae. The record is from RefSeq and is a predicted model, not a curated record.
CAAGGAAAAAAGACAGUCCUCUCGAUCCGUGGUAAAGGAGAAGCAGAUUGGCUCACAGAUCCAUUCUCAUCCGUUGUCACUCGUUUCCUAGCCCUUCUACAUCAAUCAGUCGUCGUCGACUGAUGUCGACAAGGUGACUUUUGCAGCUUUUCCAAUAAUAAUCUCAACCAAAAACCUGUUUUUUCCCUUCUUUUUUUUCCCUUUUUUUUUUUUUUUUUUUUAAGGCAAAGUCGGACUCGAGCGGUGUCUGCAAGCAUCUAACUUGUAUACUUGUUUCCUACGCUUGGUCGACUUGGGCGAAAGACGUUUGCUUUUCAAGUUUAUGCGGAAGGACCAGCGUUCUUUUUCGACUUUAACGGGCGGUCCGACGGGGUUCCCUUGGUGCCUUCAGUCUCCAUCCGCGAGAGAAUUAAAUAAACAAAACAAAGAAGGGUGAAAGAGGGAUAAGAAGAGAUAUCGGGAUCGAUUUGGCACUCUACCUGGAUAAUUCGGAGCCAAUUGUGAAACCCACUUCGCCGAUUACGUCGUUACGAUGUUGCUUCCAAAGGGCGGGAUUACGUGGAAGUCCACACAAGCCAAGUUAGCCCCAUGGAGGGCCGUGUUGGGCGCUCUGUCGAGACCUCGAUUCAUACUCACGGCUGCGAUCAUGGGAUUGAUCGUGUUACUGUGGAGAGGUAUCAGCCAUUCAGCAUCCGAGAUGCAGAGCUUCUACUGUUUCGGACCGUCCAAGCCGCCGCAUAAAAUGACUGCCAACGAGAUGGUGGACUGGCACGCACACCUUCAAACCCCAGUUCUUUUCAACCACCACGAGCCAUACGAAAUUAAUUCAACUACCGUUCAAACCGUUGACUUAAACGCUGUCCACUCAACUCCAAAGGCAGUCCAGAAUAAGGAACGUGUCCUUAUCCUCACCCCUCUGCGAGACGCCUCGCAGUAUCUCGGAAAAUACUUCGAUCUCGUCUCUGAAUUGACCUAUCCCCACGACCUUAUUGACCUGGCCUUCCUUGUUGGCGAUUCAAAAGAUGAUACACUUGCGGUUUUGGCAGCGGAGUUAGAUCGCGUCCAGGGGAUGCCUGGCAAGAUUCCGUUCCGAAGUGCCACGAUCGUUCAGAAGGAUUUUGGAGUCACGUUAGACAUGAACGUCCAGGAAAAACACGGUUACGAGGCACAGGCUCCGCGCCGAAAGGCUAUGGGAAAGGCCAGGAAUUUCCUUCUCUCUGCUACGCUUAAGCCAGAGCAUUCCUGGGUGUACUGGCGCGAUGUGGAUAUCGUGGAUAGCCCAAAGAAGAUUAUUGAGGAUUUUGUCGCUCAUGACAAGGAUAUCCUCGUUCCCAACAUCUGGUUCCACAGAUACGAUGAAAAUGGUCGGGACAUUGAAGGAAAAUUUGACUACAACUCAUGGAUCGAAUCUGAUAAGGGGCGAAAACUCGCGUCUACCCUUGAUAAGGACACCAUUCUCGUUGAAGGAUAUAAAGAAUUCGAUACUGGACGAACCUACCUCGUAUCUAUGGGUGAUUGGAGGAAGAACAAAGAUGAAGAGGUCGAGUUGGAUGGAAUUGGUGGCGUUAACAUUAUCGUCAAGGCGGAUGUUCACAGAGCAGGUAGGCGUCGGUCCUCUCUUAAUAACCCCUCAGCGGCUAAUACAUCUAUGUCAGGCAUCAAUUUUCCCUGCUACGCAUUUGAAAACCAGGCCGAAACGGAAGGCUUCGCUAAGAUGGCUAAGCGAGCAGGCUAUCAAGUUGUCGGACUUCCAAAUUACGUCGUAUGGCACAUCGAUACCGAAGAGAAAGGCGGUAAUCUCGGCGGCCGGAAGGCCUAUUAA